Branchiostoma belcheri (Belcher's lancelet) is the source of this 1236-nucleotide messenger RNA. Its product is annotated as fibrinogen-like protein A. The transcript has 7 exons. Lineage: Eukaryota; Metazoa; Chordata; Leptocardii; Amphioxiformes; Branchiostomatidae. Bases 40 to 1236 code for a protein of 398 amino acids. The record is from RefSeq and is a predicted model, not a curated record.
CUGCCGUCACGAACUGUUGACUGAAGUUAUCGCCAAACAAUGGCUCCUCGUUCUGUGAGCAAUGCUGUGAAGGUGCUGUUUGUGCUUGUCGUCAUUAUGGUCACCACUUCAGAUGGGAAGAACAGCGGCUCACUCUGUCAACUGAGGAAGAACUGUACUCUACUGGAACGUUUGAAGGACCAGGACUUGGGUUCCAAGUGGCGCAUCUGUCACCUUGCAACCCAGGCUCUACUGUUACCUGACGACAGCGAUUGUGAGAAACCAGCCCUUGUAGACACCAUAAAACUUCCAGAGACUCUACCGGAAACCUUGUGUCAACUGAGGCAAAAUUGCGCUUUGAUGGCGCUCUCGGUGACCCCACAAGACCCACAUUACGAGACCAUGAAAGGCGUCUGUCAACUGGCACAGAAGGAGCUGAACGUCUUUGACAACAUCAUCUGCCAUCCUGUCGGGAUACCAAGAAAGCAGAGUCAAUGUGGAUCAGAGGAAGGCACGAAUAGGGAACUCACAAAUGUUCCAGAAGGCCAAAGAACAGAGUUAAGUACGGAGUAUUACUUUGAUGACUGUUCAGAGAUCUAUGCCGCCCAGACCAUGUUCGGCUCUGUCAGUAGCGGCGUGUACAACAUUAAACCUACUGACUCGGACUCUUUCUCUGUGUACUGUGACAUGACCACAGACGGGGGAGGCUGGACUGUUAUACAGAAUAGAUUUGACGGAACUCUUCACUUUAACAGAAUGUUCAACGAUUACAAGUACGGGUUUGGGUCCGCUAGCGGGGAAUAUUGGCUGGGGUUGCAAAACAUGUACAGGAUAACUGAUCAGAAUAGUUACGAACUGUAUGUAGAACUUGUGGACUGGUCUGACAAUGUCAGGUAUGCUAAAUACUCGUCCUUUGGAGUUGGAGCAGACUAUUAUCGACUUAGCCUUGGUAGUUACAGUGGGAACGCAGGAGACAGUCUUGAAUACUCGAAUGGCGAGAAGUUUAGUGCGAGAGACCGUGAUCAGGAUUCCCACAGUUCUAUUAAUUGUGCAACCUACAGUAACUUUGCCGGGGGAUGGUGGUACAAAGAUUGUGCCAACAGUGGCCUGAAUGGUCCCUACCUCCGGCCUUCCGACCGUACCUCGUACAGUGGCUUUGGUAUUCGCUGGGGCAAGUUUUCACCCGCCAACUACUGCAAUUACCUCAAAAAGUCCAAAAUGAUGAUCCGCCCUACCGACUUCGGCACCGGAAAAUAA